AAGUCCCUUUUGGUGAAUUAAAUUCCUCUGUCCUCGCUGGGAGGAGCUGAGACAUGAGUGAGGGAAACGAGGAGUCACCAUAGCCAAAUGAAAAGCAUCCAGUAUCCCUUUAAAACUGCUCCUCCUCCUGGAAUGAAUCAGUGCUUGAUAACUCCUCCCUCUUCUUCCUGCUCUCAAACACAACAAGCUGCAGUCUGUCCACAUAUUUCCUUGUUCCCUCCCCCACAGAUCAGACAGGCGUUGCCACUGAGAGCUGAAAUGGCACAGAAAGGAGUUCAGCUGGACCGAGAAACUUUCUCUUGUUCGAUCUGUUUGGAUCUACUGAAGGAUCCGGUGACUAUUCCCUGUGGACACAGCUACUGCAUGAGCUGUAUUAAAACACACUGGAAUGGAAAGGAUCAGAGAAAGAUGUACAGCUGCCCUCAGUGCAGACAGACCUUCACACCGAGGCCUGUUCUGGGGAAAAACACCAUGUUAGCAGCUUUAGUGGAGCAGCUGAAGAAGACUGAACUCCAAGCUGCUCCUGCUGGUCACUGCUGUGCUGGACCUGAAGAUGUGGCCUGUGAUGUCUGCACUGGGAGGAAGCUUAAAGCUCUCAAUGAUGAUGAGAUGAUGAAGAUGUUCUGUUGUACUCAUCAGCAGAAUAUGUGUUAUCUCUGCCCUGUGGAUGAACAUAAAGGCCACGACACAGUCUCAGCUGCAGCAGAAAGGAAUGAGAGGCAGAGAGAGCUCGAGGUAAGUCGACAACAAAUCCAGCAGAGAAUCCAGGACAGAGAGAAAGAUGUGAAGCUGCUUCAACAGGAGGUGGAGGCCGUCAGUCGCUCUGCUGAUAAAGCAGUGGAGGACAGUGAGAAGAUCUUCACUGAGCUGAUCCGUCUCAUCCAGAAAAGAAGCUCUGAUGUGAAGCAGCAGAUCAGAUCCCAGCAGGAAACUGAAGUGAGUCGAGUCAAAGAGCUUCAGGAGAAGCUGGAGCAGGAGAUCACUGAGCUGAAGAGGAAAGACGCUGAACUGAAGAAGCUCUCACACACAGAGGAUCACAACCAGUUUCUACGCAACUACCCCUCACUGUCACAACUCAGUGAACCUACAGACUCAUCCAGCAUCAAUAUCCGUCCUCUGAGAUACUUUGAGGAUGUGACAGCAGCUGUGUCAGAGCUCAGAGAUCAACUACAGGACAUCCUGAGGGAGAAAUGGACAAACAUCUCACUGAUAGGGACUGAAGAGGACGUUUUACUGUCAGAACCAGAACCCAAGACCAGAGCUGAGUUCUUAAAAUAUUCACAUAAAAUCACACUGGAUCCAAACACAGCACACACAUAUGUGUUAUUAUCUGAGGGGAACAGAAAAGCAACAGUAACAAGUCAACACCAGUCUUAUUCUAGUCACCCAGACAGAUUCACUGGAUGGAGUCAGGUCCUGAGUAGAGAGAGUCUGACUGGACGUUGUUACUGGGAGGUGGAGUGGAGCGGGAGAGCAGUUUGUGUAGCAGUCACAUACAAGAAUAUCAGGAGAGCAGGAGGCUCAAAUAAAUGUAUAUUUGGACGCAAUGACAAAUCUUGGGCUUUAAGAUGUUACACUAACAGUUACACGUUUUUGUUCAACAAUGUCUCAACUCCCGUCUCAGGUCCUGGUUCCUCCAGAGUAGGAGUGUACCUGGAUCACAGUGCAGGUAUUCUGUCCUUCUACAGCGUCUCUGAAACCAUGACUCUCCUCCACAGAGUCCAGACCACAUUCACUCAGCCUCUCUAUGCU
This is a messenger RNA of Thunnus maccoyii (southern bluefin tuna), 1752 nucleotides long. RefSeq names its product tripartite motif-containing protein 16-like protein. Lineage: Eukaryota; Metazoa; Chordata; Actinopteri; Scombriformes; Scombridae. The annotation marks the transcript as partial. The record is from RefSeq and is a predicted model, not a curated record. Gene Ontology annotation, molecular function: protein binding. The transcript has a single exon.